CUAUCGGACGCCUGCAUUAUAAAAUUAUCAGCUUCUCCAUCAACUUCCCAUCGAUUAUAUCAAAACCCUGGUGAAAUUUAUUUGCUACUAUCAAAUGGCGGCAAUGUCAGGGAACACUUUACAAAAUAUUUUUGUAGCACAGUGCUACCAAAAGAAUAGGCAGUUCGCGACCCAAUACCAAAGGGAUAUUUGUGCCCCUUGUAUGUGCACUUUGCUUCCCUUUCAUGGAGGGAAGUUGGCAUGGACUGGCAUCUCUUCCAUGCAAAUGCGCACCUUGUCAAAAUACCAGAGUGAUUUUAUUAACCGAGGAACUGUUUACUGCAACGCUGCUCCAUCUACUGUCGCAGUGCCACCUCUUGACAAAGUUGAUUUUCUUAAACUUCAAAAUGGCAGUGAUAUUCGAGGUGUGGCUGUUGCUGGCGUUGAGGGAGAACCAGUUAGCCUCACGGAACCAGUUACUGAAGCAAUAGCUGCAGCCUUUGCACAAUGGUUGAUGGAAAAGAAAAAGGCUGAUGGAUCUCGACAAUUGAAAGUGUCCAUUGGUCAUGAUUCUCGUAUAUCUGCACAAGCAUUGCAGGACGCGGUUUCUAGAGGCAUUGCUAGUGCUGGCUUGGAUGUUGUUCAGUAUGGUAUUGCAUCCACUCCAGCAAUGUUUAAUAGCACAUUAACUGAAGAUGAUGCAUUCCUAUGUCCAGUUGAUGGGGCUAUUAUGAUAACAGCUAGUCAUCUUCCUUAUAACAGGAAUGGCUUCAAGUUCUUCACUAGCUCUGGAGGGCUCGGAAAAGCUGACAUUAAGAAUAUCUUGGAGCGCGCUGCAGAUAUAUACAAAAAUUUCUCAGUUGAUAGUUUAAAGAAUUCAGGAAGAAAUGAUUCAUUUUCAGUUAAAAAAGUCGAUUACAUGACUGUCUAUACUUCUGGCCUUGUGAACGCAGUACGGAAAUCUGCAGGAAAUAUAGAGAAACCACUGGAAGGAUUCCAUAUCAUUGUUGAUGCAGGAAAUGGAGCUGGAGGAUUUUUUGCAGCUAAGGUGCUUGAGCCUCUCGGAGCUAUUACUUCUGGUAGUCAGUUCUUAGAGCCAGAUGGUCUUUUUCCGAACCAUAUUCCAAAUCCAGAGGAUAAAGCAGCAAUGAAAGCUAUCACCCAAGCUGUCCUUAAUAACAAGGCUGACUUAGGCAUCAUCUUUGACACAGAUGUUGAUAGGUCUGCUGCUGUGGAUUCCACUGGUCGUGAGUUUAACCGGAAUCGUUUGAUUGCAUUAAUGUCAGCAAUUGUUCUCGAGGAACAUCCAGGUACAACUAUCGUUACAGAUAGUGUGACUUCAGAUGGUUUAACUACAUUUAUAGAACAGAAACUUGGGGGAAAGCACCAUCGUUUCAAAAGAGGCUAUAAGAAUGUUAUUGAUGAAGCUAUUCGUUUGAAUUCUACUGGAGAGGAAUCACAUCUUGCUAUUGAAACCAGCGGUCAUGGAGCUCUAAAGGAGAAUCACUGGCUCGAUGAUGGAGCAUACCUGAUGGUCAAACUCCUAAACAAACUUGCUUCAGCAAGGGCUGCUGGAAUAGGUGGUGGCAGCAAAGUUUUAACUGAUCUGGUGGAGGGUUUGCAGGAACCACCUGUUGCUCUGGAGCUGAGAUUAAAAAUCAAUCAAAACCAUCCUGAUCUUAAAGGAGGAUCUUUCCGGGACUACGGAGAGGCAGUUCUGCAACACUUGGAGAACUAUGUAAAAUUGGAUCGAACACUUAAAAAAGCCCCUGUUAAUUAUGAAGGGGUUCGAGUUUCUGGCUUUGGCGGGUGGUUCCUUCUUAGACUUUCUCUUCAUGAUCCUGUUCUUCCCCUGAACAUUGAGGCACCAAGUAACGAAGAUGCUGUUAGACUAGCACUGUCUGUGGCUGCUGCUAUUAAAGAAUUCCAAGCAUUGGACACAUCUGCCUUGGACCAAUUCCUCCAAACUGCUUAGUUGCACAUGAGAUUGCCAAAAAGUAUC
This is a messenger RNA of Carica papaya (papaya), 1981 nucleotides long. Its product is annotated as phosphoglucosamine mutase family protein. Gene Ontology annotation, molecular function: phosphomannomutase activity. The record is from RefSeq and is a predicted model, not a curated record. Lineage: Eukaryota; Viridiplantae; Streptophyta; Magnoliopsida; Brassicales; Caricaceae. Gene Ontology annotation, biological process: carbohydrate metabolic process. Gene Ontology annotation, cellular component: chloroplast stroma.